Molecule: messenger RNA, 1158 nt
Organism: Brenthis ino (lesser marbled fritillary)
Lineage: Eukaryota; Metazoa; Arthropoda; Insecta; Lepidoptera; Nymphalidae
Source: the annotation of a GenBank genome assembly
AUGAUGGUGGAAGGUUCGGCAUUUACGAGGACCGAUGUGUUCCAAAUGGCUAUACGGGUUGCUUUUGUGUCUGCAGUAACUUACUUCUCAAUAAAAUGGCUGGUAAAUCAAAUAGACCCAACAUCCAAGAGUCGGAAGAAGGCUGAGGAAAGAGCGCGGGAACAGUUACGCAAGAUAUCUUGCAGAGCGGGUCUUAGCGGGAAGCAUUCCUUGGCGUUGGACAAACUAACAGAUCAUGAAAUGAUUAUUGCAUCACAACUGGUAGUACCUGAAGAGAUUAAUGUAAAUUGGAAGGACAUCGCGGGUCUAGAUUAUCUGAUCAAAGAAUUGAGAGAGACAGUCAUCCUGCCCAUACAGAAACGGGAACUGUUUGCCGACAGCCGGCUCACACAGCCGCCUAAGGGUGUGCUGCUGCAUGGACCACCAGGUUGUGGCAAAACCCUAAUAGCGAAAGCGACAGCUAAAGAGGCCAACAUGAGUUUCAUCAACCUCGACGUGUCCCUGUUGACGGACAAGUGGUACGGCGAGACGCAGAAGCUGGCCGCGGCCGUGUUCAGUCUGGCGGUCAAGUUGCAACCCUGCAUUGUUUUUAUUGAUGAGAUCGAGUCGUUCCUGCGCACGCGCACGCAGCACGACCACGAGGCGACCGCCAUGAUGAAGACGCAGUUCAUGUCACUGUGGGACGGCCUCAUCACUGAACCCACUUGCACUGUCAUUAUUAUGGGUGCCACCAACAGGCCGCAGGACCUGGACAAGGCCAUCCAGCGCCGCAUGCCCGCCACCUUCCACGUGCCCAUGCCCAGCGACGCGCAGCGCGAGCGCAUCCUGAACCUCAUACUGCGGCACGAGCCCACCGCCGACGACAUCGACUACGCGCGCCUGGCGGCGGCGACGGAGGGCUUCUCUGGCUCGGACCUGCACGAGCUGUGUCGCCAGGCCGCCGUGUACCGCGUGCGCGACCUGGCGCGCGACGAGCUGGCGCGGGAGGACGCGCAGGCGCAGGCGAUAAACAAAUCAAGUACAUCAGAUUCAGACGAGGAAUUUGUAGACGCAGUUCGUCCAAUCACAAUGGAAGAUUUAAAACUGGCUCUCGGCAAGUUGAAGGAGUCUAAAAUACAGUGCGGCUCGCUGGCGCCCUCUAUGCGGAUAGAACUGGAC